This is a messenger RNA of Spizellomyces punctatus DAOM BR117, 2117 nucleotides long. RefSeq lists its product as uncharacterized. The record is from RefSeq and is a predicted model, not a curated record. The coding region runs from base 66 to 2117 and encodes 683 amino acids. Lineage: Eukaryota; Fungi; Chytridiomycota; Chytridiomycetes; Spizellomycetales; Spizellomycetaceae. The transcript is spliced from 12 exons.
CACAUAUUCAAACAUUUAUAACGUAUACUUCAUGUAGUGUGCAACUCAACACUACAGUUUGUGCCAUGUACUCGAGAUCUGAGAGAAAGUUUCUGGCACCCGAUGCAGAUCAUGCGAAUCCAAACCUAGGACCAGGCUGCUACACAGCUGAUGAGCCAGCCCUCAUCGCAGGAAAGAUCCUUGGAAAUGAAGGUUAUGCGCCGUUCUCUUCCCUCACACCUCGAAAGUCCUAUUUUGAUGAUGUCGUUGUUCGAGGUCCAGCCCCAGGAGCAUAUGCCACCGAAGUACUUCGGUCGGCAUUACACAAUCCUCAAAAAGCACCAGAGUUUGGCAGAUCCCAGGUAUCGAGAUUUGGCAAGAUCGUCAGCCAAACGCCAGGACCUGGGACCUAUCAACCACCAGAUGGUCUGACUCGAAAAGCUCCUCGACCAGCUCCUAAAGGAUUAGAGCAAAGUAGCAGAACACAUCCUUUGACUCGGCAACCAUUAAAGGGCACCGGCUGGGGUGUCGUGGGCGAGAGCCCGCCAGCUCAUUCGAUACCCACCCAAGAGCAAAAUGGGACUCCUGAUGUGCCACCUGACGCUGGAUCCGACGCUCCCCCGCCUGUACCAGAGAGUUUGCAAUCAGCGGAACUGGAUUCCUCCACCCCUGCGGUUAGAGGACGGGUAAUCCUACAGGGACGUCAAUCUGCGCAAACGUCACCAGUCGGAUCAAGCAGCAAAAUUAUGUGGAAACGAAAAUACGGAGCUCCUAGCAUUCCAACCAGCCGAUUUGCGUUUGGAUUUCAGGAGAAUGAAGUUGGAGAACUAAUUCCGCGCAAACCCCCAAAACGAACCUUGGAUCCAGGACCGGCAUAUAAUACCCUAACAUCCUUCGCCGAACUCUCCAAGCACCAACGUCGAGGAUACUCUUUUCCUCACUCAAGCGGGACGUCGCGCCUCCAGUUUAAAACACUGGAAACUCCUGCGCCGGGCGUAUAUGAAAAUGCCAAGGUUCAGCAAUUUUAUAAGAGGGGUGAGUCCGGCAAUUCAGCUGCUGUCAUGACCCUGGCGCCAUGUAUCAGGCUUACGGACGAAAUUCUGAGCGAAUCGAAAAAGAAGAAUAUCCCAGGACCAGGUUCGUACAAUAUCAAAACUCCAAUCCAAGAAAACCUUGGAAAGCGUCGAGGACGCAUAAAUUUUGGUGCUGGAGGAGGGCACGCACAAGCGGGAUACCUAAACCCCGAGCAAACAAAAACACCUGGGCCUGGAGCUUACUAUCCUGAAUUUUCUGAAAUUCCAAAGCCACCAGCCGCAAAGCCGCAACCUUUUGGAUCUACCACACACCGCUUCGACAACACCGGCGAUAUCAGAAGCAAAAGUGCACCUGCACCUGGAAGUUAUGACGUAAAUGAGAUCGAUAGCAUGGCUCGCCGUAUCCAAAAACGUGCUAUUGGUGUCCGCGCUGGAGCGUUCGGUUCUGUAAGCGAGCGAUUUCCCGCUCCUAAAACGAGCGAAACGCCAGGUCCGGGUAGGUAUGACGCGAGCGUUCCACCAGCAGCAGACAUCCCAACAGAGGUUCCUGUACGAGCGCUAUCAACAGCGAAUGCGUCCAGUCGACCCCCAACACGCAUCUCACGCCUGAUGGGCCAAGGGCCUGGUCACUUCCAGGUUGGAAAUCUAUAUGUCAACCCGGCAAAGGCGCACAUUCCUGUUUUUGGAACGCAGACGGAACGGUUUGGGAAUGGUGCGCGGGCAGACCUACCGCCACCAGGCGCUUACGACGUUGCUGAAUCUUUUGAUGCCCUUCAAUCCAAACAUCGAACGCCAAAGACAGGGGGAAUGGUCAGCGGAAGCGUACGCGAGGUGUUCCCAGUUAAAGAGAGAAUUCCCGGACCAGGUGAAUAUGAGCCUCUAACCAUUCCUAAAAGAGAAAUGCGACGAACAGAUGUGGGUGGCUUUCUGACGACGGAUGAGCGGUUCAAAGAAGGCCAUAACAACAUCCCUGGCCCUGGAGCGUAUCUGUCACCAGAUGCAAACACUGGACUCCUGCGGAAAACAUACAACAUCACAUUGACGGAAUGGGGUAGACGGCAAGUGGCGGCAGCUGCAUCUCAUGGCGGAAUUCCCGUGGUUUGA